Molecule: messenger RNA, 1024 nt
Organism: Dendronephthya gigantea
Lineage: Eukaryota; Metazoa; Cnidaria; Anthozoa; Malacalcyonacea; Nephtheidae
Product: cilia- and flagella-associated protein 20
Exons: 7
Coding region: 119-703 (194 amino acids)
Biological process (GO): positive regulation of cell motility; regulation of cilium beat frequency involved in ciliary motility; cilium assembly
Cellular component (GO): motile cilium; ciliary basal body
Source: RefSeq, a predicted model, not a curated record
CGUGACCUAGAAACUCAAACUCACUCAUUCAUCAUCACAACAGUUUACAAGGAAACAGAGUUGAGCAGUGGAUAAACACUAAACUCAAACACUUAUUCCUGCUUAACUGCAAUCAAAGAUGUUUAAGAAUACUUUCCAAUCAGGAUUUCUGUCCAUCCUAUAUAGCAUUGGCAGUAAACCACUUCAAAUUUGGGAGAAAAAGGUUCGAAAUGGGCAUAUAAAGAGGAUAACAGACAAUGAUAUACAGUCUUUAGUUUUAGAAAUUGUUGGAACAAAUGUUAGCACGACAUUUAUAACGUGUCCUGCCGAGGCAAAUAAAACUCUCGCUAUCAAACUACCAUUUCUAGUCAUGAUUAUUAAAAAUCUCAAGAAAUAUUUUACGUUUGAAGUACAGGUUCUCGACGACAAAAAUGUCCGACGGCGCUUCAGAGCAUCAAAUUACCAGUCAACAACACGGGUGAAACCUUUCAUAUGCACGAUGCCGAUGAGAUUGGACGAUGGUUGGAAUCAAAUACAAUUUAACUUGUCAGAUUUCACGAGAAGAGCAUAUGGCACUAACUAUAUUGAGACAUUAAGAGUACAGAUCCAUGCUAACUGCCGCAUUCGUCGAGUAUACUUCUCAGAUAGACUAUAUUCAGAAGAUGAAUUACCAGCAGAGUUUAAGCUGUACUUACCUGUGCAACAAAAUAAAACAAAGGCAUGAAAAUUCAACAUUGGCAAUAAAAAACUGAAAAGGAUAAAUGGCAAAAAGUGAUUUAUUUUACAAUUAUUUCAGAAUGUACAUAGAAUACUUAUUUUAUAUCCCCUCUCGCCAUUCGGAAACAUGGUGGUUUAAAACUGGAAAGUUACUGUAUGGUUACUGGAGAAAUUCAACAUUGUUGGAUUUAUUGUAUUUGUAUAAAGGACACUUUCAUGGUGAUAUUAUGUAUUAUUUACGUACAUUGUAAUAAAAAAAUUCUCGUGUUACAUAUCUGCAGGUUGAUGAUUUGGGAAAAUACAGAAGUUUCUGUUAUGGAUAAUAAAA